CGACCACGAAGGUCGUCGGAGCGCGGCGAUAAGUGUACUUCGAAUGUUCGUCGCGAGUGCAAUGUUCUAAUUACAAUUAAAUCUGAUGGAACGCGCGAAGGACAAUGAGUUCCCAUCAAGCUCGAUCUUACACGCGAAUAAACGGCUUUUGGAGCUGGACCUCGAUUAUUUAGAAAGAAGAGGCGGAAAUACAAUAACUUACGAGGGCGCUGAAGGAAGCUCAAAAGAGGAAGAUAGCCCUGCGGACACAUUAGAUCGUGUUAAGGUUAUCUUCCUAGGUGCACCCGGCGUAGGAAAGACGAGUAUAAUCCGACAAUUCGUCUGGAGCGAGUUUUCCGAGGAGUACAGACCGACCGAGAGGCGGGAGACAUUUUAUCCGAGCGUGGUGCUGGCCGAUCGAUUAUACGAAUUGAAGAUCACCGAUUUGCCCACCAUCCCGUAUUUCCCGGUCAGUUCGCACUUGGAAUGGACGGACUUUCGUUAUUAUGGACUGCGAAGUGCAACAGCGUACGUGCUUGUAUUUGAUCUCAGUAAUCAGGACACGUUUCAGUAUAUUAGAACGUUACGCGAGCAAAUCUACGAGGCGCGCGACAUGAGAGGCGUACCAUUGCUGGUGGUCGGGAACAAGCAGGACGAACUGUCACAGACCGUCGCUUCCGGGACCAGGUACAGGGACAUCGUGAACCUCGUCCGGAAACACUGGAGAUGUGGUUACGUCGAGUGCAGUGCCAGAUUUAACUGUCGCGUAGUGCAGGUAUUUCGGGAACUGAUGAAGAGCAUACAGGCAAUAGAAGGUAGGCCGAACUCGCCGUCACCAGCGGCCAUACAACCAAUGCGAUCCCAUCAGCACGAUACCAGCGAGAGGUGCAUUCUUCUUUGACAUUAAGACCAAAUCGCUUCCCUGUUACGAGGCAGUCGAUCGUACAAUGCAACGUCAUAUAUCGCGUAUCGUAUACUUGCCCGCGAGCAAUGAAACCGGAGUAAUGACAACUCGAAGAGCAUGUCACUCGAGGCACGAGAGAGUCAAGAGUGGUAGAAUACAUCGUACAUCGGGGGGAUGACUCUUCUAAGACUGCACAAGAGUGCUAACGUGCACAAUCACGCGAGCGAGUGGACGAGUGAAAUAACAAGUUUCGAAAUAAGCGACAAUAAUAAUCGAGAUUUAUGCCAACGGCGAAUUCGCUGCGACAUUGCGAUUUAAUCGCCGAAUUAUAUAUAUCGGAGAUUUCGCGCAUAAUUUAACGGGGCUCAUUCGGUGAAAUCCCGCCGAUUCAACGGAAAGGACCUGUCUCUUCCCGCAGUAUUCAAAUUUUGUAUUCAUGUUAAUCGCAUUUGCAUAUUUAAACAAUCUUCCUUUAUACGUAGAUCGUCGAUUACGAUACUAAUGUAGUAAUAUUACAAUAUUAUAACGAUAAUUAUCAUUUCCUAGACGAAUCAAUUUUACGCAGUAAAAUUACUUUUACGUGUGUAUACCGAUUUUCAAUGAGUUAUGCAGAUCUCUAGACGGAAAUGAGAUCGUCCAUAGGAUUUAACACGGGUUAGAAUGCUCAGAAGACUAUUAAAUAGCAUAAAAAUUA
This is a messenger RNA of Trachymyrmex septentrionalis, 1577 nucleotides long. RefSeq names its product ras-like protein family member 10B. The coding region runs from base 86 to 880 and encodes 264 amino acids. NCBI's taxonomy places the organism in Eukaryota, Metazoa, Arthropoda, Insecta, Hymenoptera, Formicidae. Gene Ontology annotation, molecular function: GTP binding; GTPase activity. The record is from RefSeq and is a predicted model, not a curated record. The transcript has 5 exons.